Capsella rubella is the source of this 3071-nucleotide messenger RNA. Its product is annotated as early endosome antigen 1. NCBI's taxonomy places the organism in Eukaryota, Viridiplantae, Streptophyta, Magnoliopsida, Brassicales, Brassicaceae. Gene Ontology annotation, molecular function: protein binding. The record is from RefSeq and is a predicted model, not a curated record. The transcript is spliced from 13 exons. The coding region runs from base 159 to 2855 and encodes 898 amino acids.
UCGUCUUAAACAUCAGUCUUCUUCGAGAAGCUUUACUGAGUUAAGUUCCGAGGCGAGAGAGAGACUCAUGAAUCUUCUUCACUCACUGAACUGAAUAUUAUACAGUUAGGGUUUCAAAAUCCCCGCCAAUUUUCUCACCUUCUUGAUUCGGAGCGCCAAUGGCGUCUACGGUGGCUGAACAAGACGAGAGGAAAAUUGCAUCGGUGACAUCCAACCCGAUCCCGGAUAUUAAAACGGCUACUGCAUCGCGGAUCAACAGCCAAAGUGACGCUUCUCCAUCUCCCUCCCUCAACUCCAAGGAUUUCAUCGUCUCCGCUGCUGCUAAAAUCGCCUCUCAGCCGUUGCAGAACUACGAAUUCAACGUCUGGGGGGUCCUCACCGCAAUUUCAAGCAGUGCUCGCAAACGCCGGCAGGGCAUAAAUAUACUCUUGACUUCUGAUGAGCAUUGCUUAGGACGGCUACCACGUCACGCCGGUUAUCAGAUAGAAUCAGCUGCAAUUAGUGGGAACCAUUGUAAGAUAUACCGUAAGCAGGUAGCAGGCGGUGAUGGGGAUAAUACUUCUAGCUCUGAUGUAUCUGUCUUUGUGGAAGACACAAGCACAAAUGGUACGUUUCUCAACUGGGAGAGGUUAAACAAGAACGGCCCUGCACUCAGGGUUCAGCAUGGUGACAUCAUAUCGCUUGCUGUUCCUCCAGAGCAUGAAAAGGCCUUUGCAUUUGUAUACCGUGAAAUACUUGGUAAUAAUGCUGCACUUUCCUGCAUGGAUAGAAAAAGAAAAGCAGAGGAUGUUACUUGUGAAAUUAAGCGGCAGAAGGGUCUAGGAAUUGGUGGUCCCAAUGGUCCAAUAUCUCUGGAUGAUUUUAAGAGCCUUCAGCGUUCGAACACAGAACUUAGGAAGCAAUUGGAAGCACAGGUGCUUACCAUUGACACUCUGCGAAAUGAGUCCCGCUCAAUCGUGGAGCACCAUGAAAAUGAAAUAAAACAGAAUAAAGAAUCCAUCGCAAAAUCAUUUCAUAAUGAACUGACUGAGCUGCGUGAUCUGUUAGAUGCUAAGCAGAAGGAACUGGCGCAGGUUAACAAAUUAUCAGCUGAACAAAAGAAUUCCAUAGAUGAACUUGGUGAGAGAGUAAGCGCUUCCGUGCAAUCUCUCGGUGAAGCAAAUGAAAUAAUUAAAAGUCAAAAGGCUUCUAUUGCUGAACUGAAGACAGGGUUGGAUGAAGAAAGAAAACAAAGAAGAGAGGACAGCGAAACUGCCAUUGCCGAACUCAAAGCUGCGAUACAUAGAUGCCAAAUUGAAGCUCAGGACGAACUGAAAAGAUUUUCUGAUGCUGCUAUGAGACACGAGAGGGAACAACAAGAAGUAAUUAACAAAAUGAAGGAUUCAGAGAAGGAAAGGUCAAUGCAAGUGGAAACUUUGAUGUCAAAAUUGGAAGAUACGAGGCAGAAGUUGGUCUGCUCUGACAAUAGAAACCGUCAGCUAGAAGCUCAAGUUUCGGAGGAGCAGCUCGCUUCUGCUAGUGCACAAAAAAAAAUGGAAGAACUUGACCUUGAAAUAAAAAAACUCCAAAAGGAUCUGGACAGUGAAAAGCAGGCAGCUCGAGAAGAAGCAUGGGCGAAAGUGUCUGCUUUGGAACUAGAGAUAAGUGCCACUGUUCGAGACCUUGACUUCGAAAGACAAAGACACCGUGGGGCAAGGGAAAGAAUCAUGCUCCGUGAAACUCAGAUGCGGGCAUUUUAUUCUACGACUGAGGAGAUCUCAGCUCUCUUUGCAAAGCAGCAGGAACAGCUCAAGACUAUGCAGAGAACUCUGGAAGAUGAGGAUAAUUGUGACAAUACUUCACUAGAUAUUGAUCUUAAUCCAAUAAACAGAAGUCCCAACAGAGCUAAUUCUCAGGAAGAUAGAAGAGAAACUUACCAUUCAAAUUGUGCUGCCAGGGAAAGCUCGUCCACUUCAGGGCUAAGGUCUACCAGAAAUGAAGUUUUGGAUACGUCUUGUGAAGAUGCAGAUGCUACUCAGAAGCAUGAUUGUGAAAUCAUGAGUCAGGAAGGCCAAAACACCCAAGAAGCAGAGUAUACUAGCUCUGAAAAAGUCGUGAAGGGUGGCUUUGGCUCAGAUAUAGAAGGUGUUGGUACAGCACCCACUUUGGGAACAGACCCUGUAGGAACAGAGCAAGUUAAUGAAACUCAAAGUCCAGGAAAUGCUUCUGAGAGAAACGAUCAUCUGAGGAAGUCGAUCAUUUUAGCCAGUGAUACAAUGCAAAUAGAUUGUGAAACUCAAAUGCAUGAAAGUGUUCAGAAUGAUGGAGCUCUUCUCUUGUUAAGGAACCAAAACGAGCAAAGGGAUACCCAAGACACAGAGGGCGUAGGCACUAUAAGGACGUCAGAUCUUCUAGCUUCUGAAGUUGCUGGGAGUUGGGCUUAUGGCACAGCUCCUUCUGUACGUGGAGAAAACGAAACCGGAAAAAGUAGAGAGGAUGAAGAGAGUCAGACUCAAAGAAUCAAGGAAGUGACUAUAGUACAUGAUUCUGCCAGUCAGGUAGACGAAAGUCAAACUAAACCUACAAGUUCAGGGAUCAUAGUCUCUAGGGAGGAUGAAGCUGAACGUGGAGUUAUUCAAGAGCCAAUGGGGAUCACUGAUCAAGGGAAAAUAAAACAUGCUACUGGUUCGGACUCUGAGACAGAGAGUUGUUCUGAAUCUGAUGAUGAUCAUGAGAACCAAAAACAAAGUCCUGUCUCUGACUCUGAUACAGAGGGUUCCGAUAUGAAUGAUGAUACGGGAUCAAACUCUUCGGAGGCUGAUUCAAAAGGAAGCCAUGAAGCGGACCCAAUGGACGAAGACGAUAAAGCUACGUAGCAAGAUUCCCUUUCCAAUAUCUUAUUAUCAGUAACAUAUUCAUGAACUUGCACUCUAGCCAAAAUCCUUCUUGUUUUGUUUUCCUAGAGACUGGGCUUAUUUUUCCGUUUGAUUAGAAGUAAGGUGUAGAUAACGCAGGGCAAAUGGUGAGGUUGUAACAUGGGGAGUUGUAAUUUACGUGAUUAAAAGAAUUGAAAGUUUAGGAUGUGUCUACUU